This is a messenger RNA of Epinephelus fuscoguttatus (brown-marbled grouper), 2427 nucleotides long. RefSeq lists its product as uncharacterized. The transcript has 9 exons. The record is from RefSeq and is a predicted model, not a curated record. NCBI's taxonomy places the organism in Eukaryota, Metazoa, Chordata, Actinopteri, Perciformes, Serranidae. Bases 174 to 2048 code for a protein of 624 amino acids.
UUUUGAACGUUACCCGCCAGAAGUCAGAACUUAAAACCAAAAACGCAACAACCGCAAUAAAACGUUAAGAAAAAUAAGAAGAAGCUCUUAAACUCGCGUUAAGUUUUUCGAUUCAGUAGUCCGCUGCUACUUUCACCACGUUUCAACAUCGAGAAACGCACUUGAUAUCCAACAUGGACGAUUUUUUAACGAAACGACUCACUGAAAACAGUUUAAGCUACAAAACGUCGCUGGAACGAAUCAUAGACAAGUAUUCAAAGCUUCAGGACCAAGAUGGAGGGAUGGAGGUGUGCCUCGUGAAAACAUCAACUCCAGCAAUUGAACGCUACAUGAGGCAGUCAAAAAUGGAGCUGAACAAGCGCCUGACAGAUGUGAGUGACGAGUCAAGAUCCCAGGACAUAACAACAGACUCUCAGUUAAACUUCACGCUUCAAUCCGGCAGAGCUGAUGAAACUUGUGCUUCCAACCUGUCUGUGUCUGUGGAGGAUGAUGUGACAGCUAGAAGUGACACGACUCACCUGACUGUGAGCUCGUCGGAUGCGAGUCAGAGAACCAUUUUUGAGGUGGAGGUCCAGCCUGAGGACCAAGAUGAGGAGCUGGAAAUGACUCUGAGAAGCCAAGGCAGCUCUUUGGUGGAGCUCUACCCCAGCAUGAUCAGUCGUAUAGGGAGGGCCUGGCACCGGCAGCAUGUCUCAGAUGCAGCUGACUCGGUGCUGAGGAGGUACCGCAGAUGGCGACAGCAGUCAAACAGAAGCAAUCUCAGCAACACCUUCAUCAUCACACUGAAACACAACAGAAACCCGAAAAACACAAUGCUGCUGAAUGAAGGCAGCCCCGUCAGAAGGCAGUUCCUGGGGCCUGAGACCACCCCUCGGUCUCCGCUGCAGAUGUUAAGUAAUAUGCAGGAUUGGCAAAUGCAGCAGCCGUCUCCUGGGAGGGGGAGAAGAGAGGAGCACCAGUCUGUCCUCGUGAUGGACCUCUCUGGUCCCUCUGAGCCAAGAGAGAGUUCACUAAAUGAGACCUUCACUGUGUCUGAAGUAUCCCAGAUGGGAGAGCAGCCCUCCACUUACACGCUCAGCCCUUCACGACCUUGCUAUCCCACCGCAAAAGCAUCCUUGGACCCUUCCCUCAGGUCUAAAAGGCUUUCUCUCACUGCACACUCCCCGCAGACCAAUGGCUGCUUCACAUAUGCAUCUGAAAGCACAGCUGCAAGAGAACGACCAGACAUCUACAACUCCCCAGUCAGGCAGAGUCCCUUACAGGCAAGGACGAUGACCAGCCUCAGCAGAUCACCUCGUGCCUUUUCAAGAAGCCCAAAAGCACCCUCUUCCGAAAGCUUUUCCAGAGAGGCUACAAGGCCCAGAUUAAUCUCCACCCCUCCACAAAAGCCAGUUGUGCCAGAGAGGAUGCUUUACGCUCAAGACUCCCACCUUUCCCUUUACACACAGCUUCGUUCUCCUCAGUCAGCCACACCAGCAGGAGGUUGUCACAGGCUCAGGCGUCACCUUUCCUUUGACUCCUCCCUGCCGUCCAUCCGCAUCUCCUACUCCCCAAAAAAGCUUGACGAGGACUUUCUGAGGCUCUACCACAAGUUUGUCUGCCAGAGCAAAUCAUCUUUCUUUAAUGGGCAUCCCUGCCGCCUCUGUGCCAGAAGCUCUGAGGCCAGCAGAGGCCCCUCUUCCUCAGCUCUGGCAGCUCUCGCCUUGUCGCCCCAUCGCUCCCUCCUGAGAAAACGCCACAGGGAGUUGGACUGGCGGAGCCACCCCCAGUCCAAACGCUCCAGGGAUGAGUACUGCACGUCCUCCCCAGGGUCUAAACGCCACGGGAGAGAGAUGCUGAGGCGUUGUCUCUCUGCUUCUGAAUAUCAACAUGAUGGCCUCUCCUAUAGCUCCAUGAAAUACAGCAACAACCAGCAGCGCUCAGCAGAUGCACAUCAGGAAUCUUGGAUGAGUCGGCACCGCCAUGUGUCUGCGGCUGAUUUCUCUGGCAUGGGAAGUUCACUUGAGAGCAGAAUGGCCAGUGGCUCCUCCCCCAGAAAAAGGUGGUGAUCAGGAAAACACCGGCCGCCCGCUGAAGAAUGAAACAUAUCGUGAUGUAAGAGAAGUCAGUGCAGCUUUUUAAACUUUCUGACACAUAUUGGUGAAAGUCUCAUGGUAGUGUGUAAAUUAAUUAAAACCAAAAGCAUUUUUAAUGUGAGCUCAGGAAACUGUAUCACUAAACUAAAACUGCUGAUGUUAAAUUUUUAGCUGUUCAUUAUGUGUCUUUGUUUUCCAUCCAAGUUCAAGUUUGUUUGGAUGUUUUAAAUGUUUUACAAGUAUCGUCCAAACCAUCUGUUAGAAUAACUGUGGUUUAUACUCUUGUAUGCUCUCUGAAUCUUCUUGUAUGAUGCAUCAUUACCUAAGUUAUUACAACCUCAUGUUUAUUCCU